Messenger RNA from Amphimedon queenslandica, 1388 nucleotides. RefSeq lists its product as uncharacterized. Gene Ontology annotation, biological process: signal transduction. The coding region runs from base 92 to 1222 and encodes 376 amino acids. The transcript is spliced from 3 exons. The record is from RefSeq and is a predicted model, not a curated record. Gene Ontology annotation, molecular function: protein binding. Lineage: Eukaryota; Metazoa; Porifera; Demospongiae; Haplosclerida; Niphatidae.
UUAAUGAUUUUUAGCUUUUACCACAACACCUUUCACUUGCUGAGAACUAUACAGCAAAACAGGACGUUGUUGGCUGCAGCAGUCUUUAGAGAUGGCUCUACCUCCUUCCCUCCGUUCCACUGGCUACUACAAAGGACAUCCCAUUGAUCUCAACGACCCCAUAUGUCUGUCUCUUCCGAGGGACAUUAUUUGGCCGCUGUGUCUUCAUUUGUCCAACGAGCAAGCUCUUAUAAUGGACAGCGGAGGUGGCGACUGGCGUACACUCGCUGAUUUCAUAGGCCUGCCCCUGAGGAUAAUAGAAAUGAUAGAAGACUACAGAGGAGACAAGACGAAAGCCUUCACUCUCUUUAAGCUAUGGGAUAGAGGUAUUCCAGUCAAUCCCGGCUCUCUCCUCAAGCUAAUCGUUGCUUUACACAAGUCUGGCUUUAGGGACUCAUAUUUGAGGGACUUUAUAGUGUCUCCACUACAAGGAUGCAUACCUUUCCAAGACAUCAAGGAUUACAUUGACAGGCUAUCACCGGACGAGAUGUGUCAAAUGUUCCCACGUCUAACUGUGAACGAUAUACAUUGGGACGAAGACCUUGAGGCGACCGUUGUCACACUAUCGGACGAGGUUGGGUCUACCGGAGGACGAAGGAGCCCCACUGGCAAAAGAGAUCUUUAUCUUCCCCAAUCAGCCUCAGCUCGCAUCAUUAAAGACAGCAUAUUCAUAUCACAUUAUUAUGAAUCAAGGAGCAAGGACUACAAGAGAGAAGUUGAGAACAUUGCGAAAAUUUUUAAACAUCGCGGACACUGUGUUUGGUUUGGUCCGACUAUUACUGGUCCCGAGAGAGAUCACUGUAUUCGUUCAGCUGAGACAAUCCUUGUUGUGUUCAAUGUCGAGUAUCAACAAGCAGAAAGAAACUUCUAUCGCAAGGACCAAUGCUCCUGUGUGUCACCAGACAUCUUGUCUAUUAAUAAUUUGUUUUACAAUGUGACAGGGGGCAGACAGAGGAUAAUUCCUGUCCUUAUAGACAAGUGUCCUCGUGUUAAUGACCUUCCUGUCUGGUUGACUAGCGUCCCUAAAGUACACUACCCCAGUCAGACUAAGGCACUGGUUCACAUUGUUCAAGGGGUCAAAGAGUACGAGACUCCAAAAAUAACUGAAGUGAGACGAGUGAAGCCUAAAGUUAUCGACAAAGACGCAGUAAUGAGAAGAUUCGAAAAGAACAAGAGAUCGUGAUACUACUGUACGUGUCAGUUACAAUUCUUCAUGUUAACACAACUGAGUCUGUAUAAUUACGUGUUCUAAUCAUAUAAUCAUUCUUGACACUUGUUGCCAGGAAAUUCCAAUGUCUAAAUAUAAUUUCCUUGGCUUUCCUCUUUAUUUAAUAUUAUUAUAAUUAUUA